Hipposideros armiger (great roundleaf bat) is the source of this 439-nucleotide messenger RNA. RefSeq names its product Fc epsilon receptor Ia (gene FCER1A). The transcript is spliced from 3 exons. Gene Ontology annotation, biological process: immunoglobulin mediated immune response; cell surface receptor signaling pathway. The annotation marks the transcript as partial. Gene Ontology annotation, cellular component: external side of plasma membrane. The record is from RefSeq and is a predicted model, not a curated record. NCBI's taxonomy places the organism in Eukaryota, Metazoa, Chordata, Mammalia, Chiroptera, Hipposideridae. Gene Ontology annotation, molecular function: IgE binding; high-affinity IgE receptor activity.
GAACAAAUUCCUUGAAGUCAACUCCACUACAUGGUUCCACAACAACACCACGUUAGCAGUGACUAAUUCACGUUUGGACAUCAUAGAUGCCACAACCCAGGACAGUGGGGAGUACAAAUGUCAAAGCAAAAAUUUUAACCCAAGUCAAUCUGUGCAUCUAGAAGUCUUCAGUGACUGGCUGCUCAUUCAGUCUUCUCCUGACGUGGUGAAGGAGGGAGAACCCUUCCUCCUCAGAUGCCAUGGUUGGAUGAAUCGAAAUGUCUACAAGGUGAUCUACUACAAGAAUGACAUAGCAUUCAAGUACUGGUAUGAAAACCACAACAUCUCCAUUCCCAAAGCCAAAUUAGAAGACAGUGGCAUCUAUUACUGCAGUGGCAUUCUUUGGAAGAUAAAUUAUACCUCUGAUCGCCUCAACAUUACUGUACAAAAAGGUUUGUGA